UACUAACCAUUGUUGCUGUUCUUGCUGUUUGCCAACGCCUUUUACAUAACAAAGUAAGAACAUGUAAGAACUCGUUUGCACAAGUUUGGUAGAAGUGGAGAUGGACAACACCUAGCUCCAAUAGUUGAUAGGACAUAUUUCUUGUGAAUUGUUUCUUCCCAUUAACCAUGACAGGAGGAUCGGGGGAGCACCCUCAACAUUCACCACGUACGAGGGGCAUCAUACAACAUUUUGAGCGCCAAGUGAGGGAGCAUGCAGAAGGCCUUGAUGAGGAUGUUAGGGUCGCCAAUGAUCGCCUUGGUCAAUUGGAGGCUGCUCAAAUUGACACCAACUCCAAGCUUUCCUCAUUGGAGAGGUCCCUUGUGGCUGUGAACACUUCUCUUGCAGGUAUCUUGAAUACGUUGGAGAGAAUGGGCCAAGAUGGUCAUGAUGGAUCGGCUAGGCACAACCACAAUGGCCAUGAUACUAAUAGCAGCAUCGCAGCAAGGGAAGAACUGGAGUACGCUGCUGACACCGAGCAUGAUGAGGAGUUACUUGGUCGUCCACAAAGACAACAGCGCCGGCAGCGCCAUGGCAUGGGCGCUCCACCACGGCGGGAGGUACGUGAUAAUGAUGAUUCUUUAGGCAAGAUCAAGUUUACCAUUCCUUGCUUUGAUGGAAAAUAUGACCCUGAUGCAUAUCUUACUUGGGAGUUAGCCAUUGAUCAGAAAUUUGCUUGCCAUGAUUUUCCUGAGAAUAAACGUGUUAGGGCUGCUACUAGUGAGUUUACUGAUUUUGCAUCCAUUUGGUGGAGUGAAUUUGUUCGUUCCAAUCCAAAUAACACUCCCCAAACCUGGGAUGCAAUGAAAAGAGUCAUGCGAGCUAGAUUUGUUCCUUCAUAUCAUGCACGUGAUUUGCUGCACAAAUUGCAGCAACUUAGACAGGGAAACAAAUCUGUAGAGGAGUAUUAUCAAGCUUUGCAAACAGGAAUGCUUCGUUGUGGAUUGGUAGAAAAUGAUGAUGCUGGUAUGGCUAGAUUCAUGGGUGGGCUGAACCGAGAAAUUCAAGACAUUCUAGCCUACAAAGAAUAUAAUUCAAUUAAUCGUUUGUUUCAUCUUGCUUGUAAAGCUGAAAGGGAAGUACAGUGACGAAGAGCUAGCUUCAGGACUAACAUUUCUGCAGGUCGUGCUAGC
This is a messenger RNA of Oryza sativa Japonica Group (Japanese rice), 1172 nucleotides long. The record is from RefSeq and is a predicted model, not a curated record. NCBI's taxonomy places the organism in Eukaryota, Viridiplantae, Streptophyta, Magnoliopsida, Poales, Poaceae.